This is a messenger RNA of Arthroderma uncinatum, 1311 nucleotides long. RefSeq names its product GU4 nucleic-binding protein 1. The record is from RefSeq and is a predicted model, not a curated record. Lineage: Eukaryota; Fungi; Ascomycota; Eurotiomycetes; Onygenales; Arthrodermataceae. The transcript has a single exon. The coding region runs from base 1 to 1311 and encodes 436 amino acids. Gene Ontology annotation, molecular function: tRNA binding. Gene Ontology annotation, cellular component: methionyl glutamyl tRNA synthetase complex.
AUGGCGACGGCAUCGGCUCCCACUUCUUCGCUCCUCUCGCUCCUCUACCGCUCAUACCCAAAAGCAGUCCCCUCCCAGGCCACCGAAGUAGACCUGCAUACCCUUACGCCUCUAAUUUUCCCUACCGUCUUGUUCACCGAUGCUGAGAGGGGAGAAAUCGAAUCAUGGCUACCUACCAUUUCGAAAUUAACGGAGAGUUUAAAGGAUAAUGCUGAUGUUGAAGCGGCUGGGUUGGGGGAACAGCUAAAGACCCUCAAUACCCAUCUGGCUACACGGACGACGAUGUUGGGCGCAAAACCUUCUGUGCUGGAUGUAGCUGUGUAUGCUACCGUUGCGCCGGUGGUGGAGAAGUGGACUCCAGAGCAACGGACGGGUGAGAAUGGGUAUCACCAUAUUGUUCGACAUGUGGACUUUGUGCAGAACGCGGACCUUUUUGCACUUGAGAUACCAGCUGAGGAGAAGGUGGCUGUUGAUCUGGAUAGUGUGCUCGCUGUGCCUAAGCCAGUUGCGCCGCCAAAGGAGGAGAAGAAAGCUAAGAAGGAAAAGAAAGGUCCGGCCGGUGAGGCCACUGUUGUCGUUGGAAAGGGGAAGCCUGCUGAGGGUAAAGAGGCUGCCGCAGCUGCUGCCGGAGGAGAAGCUGGAGGAAAGAAGAAAGAGAAGAAGGAAAAACAGCCACGACAGAAGCCUGCACCAGCUCCGGCUGCACCUUUGUCUCCAUCCAUUAUCGACCUACGUGUCGGCCAUAUUCUACGAGCUGUCAACCACCCCAACGCCGACUCCCUUUAUGUCUCCACGAUAGCAUGCGGUGACGCUCCAGGCUCCGAAAAUACCCAAUUAGACGAAGAAACCGGCCUAACAGUCCGCACCGUCUGCUCAGGCUUGAACGGCCUCAUACCACUUGCCGAAAUGCAAGGCCGCAAGGUCGUUACGGUCUGCAACCUUAAACCCGUGACCAUGCGAGGCAUCAAGUCCGUUGCCAUGGUUCUCGCUGCCUCACCACGCAACGACGACUCUCACGCCGGCCCAGUCGAGCUAGUCAGCCCACCCGAGGGCGCCGAGGCCGGUGAGCGCGUCUUCUUCGAGGGAUGGAACGAAGGCGAGCCCGAGAAGCAGCUUAACCCCAAGAAGAAGCUGUGGGAAACCUUCCAGCCUGGCUUUACCACCUCAGACGGACUGGAGGUUGUCUUUGAGAGUGCUGCGGUGCCACAAGUUAGCGAGACGGCUGCCACCAAGCCGGCAUUGGGCAAGCUGAUGGUCAAGUCUGGCGGUGUAUGCACCGUGAAGAGCCUUGCGGGUGCUACCGUGCGAUAG